AUGAACAAUUUGACUAAAGCCAUAUUGAAUGGAGAUUUUGAUGAAUCUUUAUCAUCUGAUGAUGAUAUCUUCAUGAUACAACUAUUCACAGCGCAACAACAAAGAAUACAGACGUUAAGCCUAAACCAACAAACCAGACGUGUUGGUUCCACAAGUGGUUGUCGAUACAUUAAUUGUGAGAGGGUCAAAGGCGACGAACAAAUUUAUAGAGAUUAUUUUACAGAUAAUCCUGUCUAUCCAGAAGAAUACUUCCGAAGAUGUUUUCGAAUGAGGCAGUCAUUGUUUAUUAGUAUCUUACGUGAUAUUCAACAAGUGAAUGAGUACUUCAUCCAAACCCGUGAUGCCAUUGGUGCUUCUGGAUUAUCCGAUGUACAAAAGAUGACUGCAGCACUUCGGAUCCUGCAGUACGGCGUGCCUGCUGAUGUUGUAAACGAGUACAUUAGAAUCGGCGAAAGUACUGCAAUUGCCGCCUUGAAUUUUUUUACUAGAUCAAUUGUUGCUACCUAUGAAGCCGUUUACUUAAGAUCCCCAAAUGAAGCAGAUGUCGCCAGAAUAUUCCAAGAGAGAGAGCAACGCGGGUUUCCUGGAAUAUUAGGGAGUUUGGAUUGUAUGCACUGGCGUUGGGAUAAAUGUCCAACUGCCCAAGCCGGUGCUUACACUGGACACUACAACAAACCAACAGUUGUACUCGAGGCAGUUGCCUCCUAUGACUUGUGGAUUUGUCAUGCUUUCUUUGGCAUGCCUGGCUCUCUAAAUAAUAUUACUGUUCUUGAAUAA
Camellia sinensis is the source of this 777-nucleotide messenger RNA. RefSeq lists its product as uncharacterized. The record is from RefSeq and is a predicted model, not a curated record. Lineage: Eukaryota; Viridiplantae; Streptophyta; Magnoliopsida; Ericales; Theaceae.